AUGGCCAGGCAGAGGGACGGCUUCCAUCUACUGCGGCUCCGUUCUUCGUUGCACCUCCUCUGCCUUUUAUAUUUCUCCAAAUUACCGUCAAUUUCUCCGUUGAUUUCGAUUUCUCCGUCCAAUUCCGAUCCCAACUCACUCCCAACCUCCUCAAUUUCCCCCUUUUCUUCUUCUUCUUCUUUCUCCUCCUCCUCCUCCGCCGCCGCUGAUCCAUCCUCAAAUUCAUCCUCUUCCUGUUCUCCGGCGGCGGCGGAGAUGGUGGCCUCCGCCGCGGAGCCUCCCGUCGCUCCUCUCCGCCUGGAGGUACGCCUUCCUGAACGGCGCCUCCACAGCCUUGAGGAUCAGUCGCCCGCCCUCCCUGUGGCGGCGAACCUGCAGCGAGUUCGCGCCGGUCAUCGACGUCAGCGGCGGUGGGAUGCUCUUCGCCUCGCGGCGGACGGUGUUCUUAGGGGGAUCAGGGUGUCGCUUGGUGUAGGUGUCGAUUUGGGCGCUGAAAUCUGUGAUCGAUUGCUCGACCGGAGGCAGAUGGUCGGAGAAAACGGCGUCGUCGCCGGCGCCGGGGAUGAUGACGUCGCUGCCGGUUUCGCUGCCGAGAUUCUCGGUGCAGAGCUCCAGAAACCCCAGUUUCCAAAUUCGAGAUUCGCCGGCCGGUCAACGCCAGCCGUCACCACCGCGGAUGGCGGCGCCACCUGCAGCUUUAGCGUGGUGGAGCUGCCGGACUCCAAGCUUUGGUAA
Striga asiatica is the source of this 735-nucleotide messenger RNA. The record is from the annotation of a GenBank genome assembly. Lineage: Eukaryota; Viridiplantae; Streptophyta; Magnoliopsida; Lamiales; Orobanchaceae.